Molecule: messenger RNA, 3050 nt
Organism: Thamnophis sirtalis
Lineage: Eukaryota; Metazoa; Chordata; Lepidosauria; Squamata; Natricidae
Gene: CAPZA2
Product: capping actin protein of muscle Z-line subunit alpha 2
Biological process (GO): barbed-end actin filament capping; actin cytoskeleton organization
Cellular component (GO): cortical cytoskeleton; F-actin capping protein complex
Molecular function (GO): actin filament binding
Source: RefSeq, a predicted model, not a curated record
CCUGCUUGGCUGAGGGGCGGAGACGGUGGCGCUGGGCCUUGGCGGCUGCUGCUGCUGCUCCUCUUCCUUCGCCCGCGAGCGGUUUGCGAGUCUCCUGGGCUUCUUUUUUUUUUCUUUCCUUUUUCCUUUUCUUGGGGGCUGAGCGGAGAAGAGCCAAGAUGGCGGACCUGGAGGACCAGCUCUCCGAUGAGGAGAAGGUGCGCAUAGCAGCAAAAUUCAUCAUCCAUGCUCCACCAGGAGAAUUCAAUGAAGUUUUUAACGUAUUUUUCAGAUGUUCGUUUGCUACUUAAUAAUGAUAAUCUUCUCAGGGAAGGAGCAGCACAUGCAUUUGCACAGUAUAAUUUGGACCAGUUUACUCCAGCUAAAAUAGAAGGCUAUGAUGAACAGGUAUUAAUAACAGAGCAUGGUGAUUUGGGCAAUGGAAAAUUUUUUGAUCCAAAAAAUAAGAUUGCUUUUAAAUUUGAUCAUUUACGAAAGGAGGCUACAGAUCCAAAGCCUCACGAUGUUGAAAAUGCAAUUGAGUCAUGGCGAAACUCCAUAGAAACAGCAAUGAGAGCAUAUGUGAAGGAACACUAUCCAAAUGGUGCCUGCACAGUAUAUGGAAAAACUAUUGAUGGACAUCAAACAAUUAUUGUUUGCAUUGAAAGUCAUCAGUUUCAAGCAAAGAACUUUUGGAAUGGUCGUUGGCGAUCAGAAUGGAAAUUCACAAUAACGCCUUCAACCACCCAGGUAGCAGGUAUCUUAAAAAUUCAGGUUCAUUAUUAUGAAGAUGGAAAUGUUCAACUAGUGAGUCAUAAAGACAUACAAGAUUCUCUAACAGUGACUAAUGAAACCCAAACAGCAAAGGAAUUUGUGAAGAUUGUAGAGGCUGCAGAAAAUGAAUACCAGACUGCUAUCAGUGAAAAUUAUCAAACAAUGUCGGACACUACUUUCAAGGCUUUGCGCCGACAACUGCCAGUUACUCGCACAAAGAUUGACUGGAACAAGAUACUGAGCUACAAGAUUGGGAAGGAAAUGCAAAAUGCUUAAAAUGAAUGUGGCAAAUAUAAUAAUUUUUUCUUCUGUACAAAAUAAAGUUAUUGCAAAGGUAUUCAAAAUUGUGAUGUAUCACCUUGGCCAUUUGCCAUUGAAAUAACUGUAAGUAGUUUGGUUAGAACUCAAGGCUUAGGUAACUUACUCUUUUUAUUUGUCCAUUUGUUUCUCCUUUACAAAGUUAUAAAAAAAAUCAGUGUAGCUGAAAUGUUGAGAGCUUCUGAUAUAUUUAGAUUUUUAUAAUGAUAUGCCUAUAGUUUUCAGUUAAAUUAAACAGUUUGAAAAAAAAUAUUUUUGCAUAAAAUUAUUCCAUAUUGCUUUGCUUUCAUGCAAAAGGCAGCUUACAAACACAAUUCCUUUGAAAAUAUUUUUUUUCUGGACAACAUGGAUUUUAACCAUGUAUACUGCAGAAAUAUUCUGCCCCUCCACUGUUUGAAAGCUGGAGAAAAGCAUUUCUAUAUCCAAUCCUAUUUAGUUAUUUAAAUAGCUUGAUGUUAACUUUUUUUUAAGCCAAGAUCUAAUUUUAAGAAGUUGAAAUUAAACAUUAGUGCUUAUGUUCAAAAUGCAUUUAAUGUUCCAUUUGACAGCACCUCAGAUGAGUUGGGAUUUUAUCAGUCAUCAAGUUAUUUUUAUCAUGCAGCCAUAAUUGUAUUAUAGCAAGGCAUAUUGUUAUAUAUAUGUAAUCCUAUACUCAUUGUGUGUCUGUCAGUUUUUUCUUCAAUUGAAAUGUACUAAAAAUCAGUGUGAAUUAAACAUGCAAAUUUUCUAUUUAGUUAUGAUUAUCAUUUCAAAUAUAUAUAUCUUUCAACAAGUUUAAGAAGGAAUCAACUUAUUGAACAUAAAAAGAAACAGAAGCCUAUAAUAAAAUAAUGAAGGCAGAGAUAAGGAGGGAAAUAGAUAUGUGUGUGGGGGAGUUUCAAUGGAGGCAGUCCCUUCUUUCAAAAAUGGCUUGGAUCUAGGUGGCAGUCACAUGAUGUUUUAUUUAAUGACCAACACAGCAACAGAAUUGCCAGUCACAAUUAGAGUUGUGGACCUUGUAAACUGAUUCAAGCUUAUAAUAUUGAUGGAGAAAAUUAAAAGUUUCCAUUUCAUAUUUACAAUUACAGAAGUAAAUUAAUGAAAUAAAGGAAAGGAUGAGAAAAUUUAAUAAAUCGCAGUAUAAUGAUGAGAUAAUGCAAGCAAAGAUAAUUGCUUCACUUCAUAAUUAUUUCAGUUCUGCUUUUUUAUUUUAAUUAUCAGAAGACUAUCAAAAUCAUUUCUUCAUAGGCUGCCAUUUUCUUUUCCAGAAUAUCAGUUCCUUUUUUCCAACUUACAUUGCAUAUAUGUUUUUGGGACUACUUAGGAAGCAGAACAGAAGUAAGAUGCUGCAAUAAUAGGAUUUGCUGGGCACUCUCUUCAUGAUCCAGGCACAUUUCUGUAUGAAACGGUUACAAUGUAUAGUUUUAUUUCCAUAUCACAUUAGGUACAAGGUGAAAAUCUAGCAAGAGAUUAGAUUUAAGUGUAUGAUUCCUAGGAAACUAUAUUUUCUAAUUAUUACAUAACAUCCCUCAAAUGUUGAUAUAUAUUGUAUAGUUUUGCAGAUUUGGUAAAAUAAAACACAGAAUAAAAAUAGUUGGUAGAGGAUGGCUUCUAUAUUAGGUUCAAUAAAUCUAUUGAUUAUUGAUCAUACAUGUAAGACUUAAUUAGAUCUAAUUACAUUCUUUGAUGAUACUAUAGCCACUCGUACCAAAAUAGUUAAUUGACCUCAAAUUUCGAUGGGAACUGUACAGAUACUGUGAGAAAUCUUAGUUCUUCAGUGCGAAUGUCGGUUAUAUAAGGAGAGGAGGCCGGUACUCCCAUUAUGAAAAUCCUUAACUAAAUAGUUCAGUGAAAUCUCCAAAGCAAACUAAAAGCAGGAAGUUGUAUUUGGAAAAUGCAUGGUAUUCUUUUUUGUACAAUUCUAUUUUACAGAACAAUAUUUCACAUUUAUCAUUAGAAUUGUAAUAAUGAAAUUUCCUAAAAUAAAGAUAUAAAUUAUC